ACGUUUCGUUCUACAGGCAGUCUACAACGUUGAACUAGUACCGGCCAUGGCGGGUCGCAAGCAGCCACCUACUAGCGCACCUGGUAUGAAAGCUCAACGACUUGUUAUCAAUGCAUCCCAUAUCGCUGUGACGCAUACAUACCUUGCGCUCGCCGCGUUCGGUCUUGCCUUAUUUCUCGGCUGCGCGCUGCAUUACGAAAAAAUCGUGAAGAACGGGGUUGCCGGAUACCCUGACGAGUGGUUUCCGUCAGUCUCAGCCACUAUCGGUGACUGGUACCCGGAGCGUAAUAUUUUUCAGAUUCUCAUCGCUUUGACGUCUGGUCCACGCUUCGCCCUUGUAUCUUUGCAGUAUUUCGUCAGGCGCUCGCCAAGCACCAGUUGGCCGGGUUUCUUGUUCGCUGUGGGUAUCAUUCGGACACUGAUGUGCGGUGGUUGGGUGUAUAUCACGUCCAACGAUGACCAUGAUAUGCAUGAUCUUCUCAUGAUUACAUAUAUCCUGUGCAACGUGCCAUGGAUGUGGGGAGGCGUCCUAUGUACUCCAUUUGGGCACGUGAAAGCACGUCAGCAACGCCGAUAUCUUGCGACAGGGUUCUUCGUAUUAAUCAUACCCAUGAUUUAUUUCUUCGUUCAACACAAGAUAUACCGGAUUCCUGGAGCGUAUACCCGCUAUUCAUUUUUCGAGUGGUCCCUGAUCUUGCUCGAUGUUCUGUUUGACUCGAUCACAGAGCUUGACUUCAAAACCUCUAAUUUGCAGAUUGUGCUCAGUGUUUCGUUGGACGCCAAAGUCGGGCGUGAUGACAUAUCGCAUUCCGCACCAUCCAAAGGGUCAGAUAGUGUGACUGAAACAAAAUUAGAAGGGUCAGCCGCGUCAUCAGAAACCAAGCAAAUGGCCAGCCAUGUAUCAGGAGCUGUGCCUCGGACAUUUUUCCAGAAAAUCCAGGCUGCACUUACGCUUUCUCUCGAUGCGCGAGCAGCUAUAGGUUUCAUCUCAGAUGUGUAUUUGUCUUACUUGUUUUGGUCCAUCUUCACUUCCCUCAUCACCACGCUGUUCUAUUUUUCUGUCUGGCAACUUGCGCUCUCAGGUUCGGAGUUGUCUUUGCUCUGUCUGCUCUCCCCUGCGCUUUCGGGCAUCAGGCCGUUGCGCACUUGGGCGCUUACGCGCAGUGGUCGGGUCACGUUAAAGGCGGUGGCAAUUCUGACAGGCUUGGGGUCUUAUAUCUUGAACAGCCCCAUGCGAAGAUUGUUUAUGGUCAACUUUGCGAAUGUGGUGCUCCUGAUAGGGCAGACCGUGGACUGGUCAGCUGGGAAGGAUGGGUAUCAGGGUUUGCUCCUUGGUCUAGGACUUGUAUUGCUUUCUCUAGCAAAACACGCGAAUCAUUCAACAAAUCCUGUAUGGCCGAUGCUCAAUGAGCAGUCUGGAGGGUACAACAAAACAGGACUUUUUCUAGCACUUUGCGCGCUAUAUGAGCUUGCUACCCGCCCCAAGGUUACCUCACACGGAUGGCUUGCAGGCUCCAUUGCGCUCGGCAGCAUGAUCUUCACUCUCCAUUGCUUCUUCAUAGACCCCAGUACUAUCAUUGCGUGGUCUUGGACAGGAUACAAAAACAGCCAACCCAAAGGCCCUCUGCCACAUCUCCACGGCUCUCUCACUUUGAUUGCGCAGGCUAUAGGUCUCGCAAUGCCUACAAUUCUCCCUGCAUACUGGCUGAGUAGUCCAUUAUGGUUCAGCUAUGGUUGCGCAAGCGCAUUCAUGAUGUACCGCUUCAGGGACUGGACGGGCUUCGUUGGCGGGCUGAACUUGGCGGUGUUCGUUAUGUCAUUGCUCCCUAGAAUCAUUCAACAAUCUGCCCAGCCGACUAAGGCUGGGAGGACAUAUUUCACAGCAUUCUUCGUCACGGUUCUAUUCUACCUUGCCGAUGUGUGGACAGUCGCCUAUGCGUUCGUACCAGGGGGUCCGUACUUGCGUGAGCGCUCGGACUUGGUCCUCAUCACGCAAUUUGUCGCAACGUCGCUAAUAUUUGAAUGGCCAUCAAGAAAAAGGACUGCAGCUAAUACCAUAGUUCACAUGCCAAGCUCAGCGAGUUCCCUUGCUCGUUGUCUUCUUACACUUUUCUCGUUGUCUGCUGUCCUUGUAACAAUAUACCGCUGGACUCCUGUUGGACCAAGACCCUAUAAAUCGGGCACGGGGAUAAUCAACGCUGGAAUAUGGACGGUGCAUUUCGGGAUCGACAAUAUCGGGCACGACAGCCAAAGGCUGAUCCGAGAUAUCAUAAGAGAUAUGGAACUUGACGUAGUUGGCCUUUUGGAGACUGAUCUGCACGUGAUCGCUCUCCAAGACCUCGGAUAUUAUGUCGACCUGGGCCCAGGACCUAACAUGCAUACGUGGGGUGCUGCUCUACUUUCGAAGUUCCCUAUUGUUCACUCGCAGCACCACCUCCUACCCUCACCACAUGGCGAGCUCGCGCCAGCAAUCGAAGCUGUGCUUGACGUGUAUGGGACAGAGGUAACUGUAGUCGUAUCACAUAACGGGCAAGAGCAAGACCCGCUCGACCGUGAAUUGCAGAGCAUGGACCUCGCACGCAUCAUGGCAAAGUCGUACCCUCAACCCGUUAUCUUCCUUGGAUACGUAGUCACAAAACCGCAUGCUGGUAGACCGGCGCCCUACGAGAUUUUGGUGCACGAUGGUAUCGUACAUGACAUUGACCCGCAGGACUGGGAUCGCUGGUGCGAGUACAUUUUGUAUAGGGGGCUUUACCGGACUGCGUAUGCUCGCGUCUCGCGAGGCAUCGUUACCGAUACAGAGCUACAGAUUGGACAGUUUGUCGUUCCCCGACAUGGCUUCCAGCUUGUGAACCAGACACUCGAAGACCGAAUGCUAAGGGCAUGGAAGGAGGAUCUUCCGGAGGAUCAUUGGUUCCCAAUGGAAUACUAUGGCAACGAGGAUGAGGGAGGUAUGAACGGGCAUUUUUACCACGUGUUUAACACUGUGAGGCUUCAUCCCGUUGCAGACACGUCUCACAUACUGAUACUGUGACCGCUGUAUUAUAAAUUUCCUGAGGGUGCACAGGUUUAGGGGUGUACCAGUGUAGUUGAUGCAUCUGUAUUUUUAUUUUUGUUGUGUUUCACUGUGGCUCUUGCACUCUGCAUCUCUCAUCUUUAUCAUAUUGUGCAACUUCUGUGAUGUUCAGAUGUCCUGUGCUCUGAUUCCCAACCUAGCUUGUGCUUUGUGUUUUUCACUUUGGAUGUCAGCUUUUUGAAAUACUGCAGGACAAUAAAGCUCAUUAGGUUUUUUUAUAUCCAAUUUUUGUCCAGUUUCUGCAGAACAGAGGCAAGUGAGCAUGUGGAGAAAGAGCUAUAGGAGAAUGUAUUAUCUCAGUCUCAGUAAAAGGACUCUGUAUGUGAGUAGGCACCUAUAGGAGAAUGUAUUCUAAUAUUUUUGUUAGCUU
Suillus subaureus is the source of this 3446-nucleotide messenger RNA. RefSeq names its product Frag1/DRAM/Sfk1 family-domain-containing protein. Gene Ontology annotation, cellular component: endoplasmic reticulum. Gene Ontology annotation, molecular function: catalytic activity. The record is from RefSeq and is a predicted model, not a curated record. Gene Ontology annotation, biological process: fungal-type cell wall organization; GPI anchor biosynthetic process. The coding region runs from base 47 to 3034 and encodes 995 amino acids. The transcript has 22 exons. Lineage: Eukaryota; Fungi; Basidiomycota; Agaricomycetes; Boletales; Suillaceae.